UUUUCAUGUUUUACAGCUGUCAGUAUUUCGGCUUAUUUUUUAAUUUUGUAUUUGAAAAUUAUCGGGUUUUAUUUAUUUACUAAAUUUUCAAGUCAUCAUGUGUGAUCAUUGCGCAAAAAUGACAUCCCAGAAAGAUUAUGCUGGUCAAAUAACCUGUGCGUGUGACAGAGAUGGAAAAGGUAUGAAAAGGUCUAAAAUUGGAGAAAGGGUAAAAGAGUAUGUUGGCUGUUGUGAUAAAGAAGGGAAGAACGGGAAUGGUAACUGCUGUGGUGCCAAAAAUUGUCUUGGAACUAAGGAACCUGACAAAUGCUGCAAAGACAAAAAAUCUCCAAGUGUUUCUACCAACCGGAAAUCAAAUAGUAAUGGCAAUACUGCAUCUUGAUGUAACUGUCAUCCUCUCUUCAUUAACAAGUUGCCCAUAAAAAUCAUCCAAUCUUCAUAAUGAAUGAAAAAUGAAUAAAUAUCAAUAAAAUUCUUUUUUGGGAAGUGCAUAUUUAUUAAAGCGUGAAUAGAAAUGUUUAAAAUUACUUGGAAUGAAAAGGAGAGAGAAAGUUUGAAAUCGAGCUAUAUAAGAUAACAAAAUCCAAGCUUAAAUUGUUCCAAGUUCUAAGAAAAUUUGUGCACAACUUUUAGAAUCAACCCUUUUAAUCUUGCUACAUAACAGUAAUAACAGAGAGAAAGGGGAUUCCCUCGGCUAGUGACAAUGCGAAGGCAGUCGAGACAGUCACCAGGUGGAGCAGGUUCGACAACCUGAAUCUCUAACCUCAAAAUCAACUAAAAUCCUAGAAUGAUGAACGAGAGUGACGUCUAUUUAUUCAAUUGGAACGAGUCGUCCAUUUUGGCGCUGGAUUUGAAUCCCACGUUUUACAACGCAAGUUAUUUUAUUAACAGGACGUCGACUGAUUUGUGGGAUUUAACAAGUGACCGUGUUGGGUUGGCAAUAAUGUUAUUUUUGUUCUCAGUGGCGACAGUUUUCGGCAACACACUAGUGAUUCUCGCGGUUGUUAGAGAGAGAUACCUUCACACAGCGACUAAUUACUUUGUUACAUCACUAGCAUUUGCCGAUUGUCUAGUGGGGCUGGUGGUGAUGCCUUUUAGUGCUAUUUAUGAAGUUUUAGAGAACCGAUGGCUUUUUUCAAUGGAUUGGUGUGACGUAUGGCGAUCAUUAGAUGUAUUAUUUUCUACUGCAUCCAUUUUAAAUCUCUGCGUUAUCAGUUUGGAUAGAUAUUGGGCCAUUACGGACCCUUUCACUUAUCCAACAAGAAUGAGCAGAAGACGUGCUGCCAUUUUAAUAGCUAUUGUUUGGAUCUGUUCAAGCGCAAUAUCGUUUCCGGCAAUAGCUUGGUGGCGAGCAGUUCGAACUGAAGAAGUACCAAAAGACAAGUGUCCAUUUACUGAACACUUGGGUUAUCUUAUUUUCUCGUCGACAAUUAGUUUUUAUUUACCAUUGUUUGUAAUGGUAUUCACUUACUACAGGAUAUAUCGAGCAGCUGUGAUUCAAACUCGUAGUCUCAAACUUGGUACAAAACAAGUUAUGAUGGCGUCCGGUGAAUUAGAACUUACUUUAAGGAUACAUCGAGGUGGUGCGACCAAUACUCGACUAUUUAGAACAGCAUCAAGUACUCCUGAAGAUCUUCAGGACAUGGAAGAACCACUUACACUUCAUAAUAAUGGACUAACUCGUAUGCCUUCAGCGAGAAUUAAUAAUAAACAACAUCUUGGUAAAAACUUUUCGUUGUCUAGAAAGUUAGCUAAAUUUGCUAAGGAAAAAAAAGCUGCCAAGACCUUGGGAAUAGUCAUGGGAGUUUUUAUUGUCUGCUGGCUCCCAUUUUUCGUCGUAAAUUUACUAUCUGGAUUCUGCUCCCGAUGUAUUUACAAUGAAGAAAUGGUGUCCGCCGCAGUUACGUGGUUGGGAUGGAUCAACAGUGGUAUGAACCCAGUCAUCUAUGCUUGCUGGAGCCGAGACUUUAGACGAGCAUUCGUUAGGAUAUUAUGUGUUUGUUGUCCACGAAAAAUGAGGAGAAGAUAUCAACCAGCCUUUAGAUGUAAACCUAGUCAGUACGUGGGCGGAAUGGGAACUGGAGUGCAAGCAAGCAGCGUAAGUUACAGCAGUGUAUCACAAAGCAGUGACGGUGGUACCUACAGUGGAAUAGUAACAAGCACAUCAUCAAGUGGGGGAAUGUGACGUCACGCAGGGCCCAAACAGGGGCCUAAACGGGACCGUGCAAUACGCUUUCGCGAUACGUGAUUGGAAGAUAAUGCGCGCAAACCACCGAAUUCAGCCGAAGAGUUUGCGGAAGUACACGAGGCUGCUGUUCAAUCAUUUAAAAUGUUAGAAUCGAGUAUUACUGAAGAUGAGCAUGAGGAUUUGAAUGUUGAAGAUCUAAAACGUGAAUGUAAAGAGGAAUGUCUGAUAUCGAAUGAAAACAACGAGGGUACAGUUGAGAGUGAAAUCGAUAAUACUAAGAGAGAGAUAUGAAAAUUGGUAUUGCAUGAAUAAUUCAAAUUUUAUGUUUUGAAAUCCUUUUUAUCUUGAUGCAUAAAAUGGUUUAGCAAUGUUCGGAACUGGAGAAAAUUAAAUAAAGAAAAAAAAAAAUAGAAUAAAAGAAAUGGAACACGACCACGAUGUAAACGUAAAAAUAAUAGCUGUGGCAACGGCUGCGAUUGAUUGCUCUAGAGGCCGCUUGUAUCGAUCGCAAGAAUUGCAUUUGCAAUGUGGCCCCUCGGAGAGUAAUACGAAAAUACUCAUGAAUUUAUAUACUGUUCGAAUCAACCUGUUUUCGAUAUAUACGUUCUUUGCUUUAAAAUACUUUUUUUUACCACUAAAUUAUUAAUGUUAAUAGUACGCGAAUGAAUUUCCAACGGUAUAUAUGUAUAGUUAAAAGCAUAAAUGAAUGAAAGAGGUACAUUUUUCUACGUAAAAAUAUCUUACUCUCAAAUUUCUAGUCUUUAGAAUUAGAUGAUACUAAAGAAAUUUUAUGUAAAUGAUAAGUAAGAAAUCUGUAAAAAGAACCGACUGAUAAAAAAUAUUUCUCUAUGUAAAGUAAAUUAUUGACAGUAAAUAUCUAUUUAUUGAUUGACGUAGUGAGAAAUGGGAUUACCAAAAAUAUAUUAUAAAUUAUUCCAUCACUAUUUCUAUAAAUGAAUGUAUACUCACAGUAUUGACAGCUAUAAAGAGAAUUAUUAACGAAUAGAUAAAUGCUCAUUGGUUGUAAAUAAAUAAACGUAUUGUAAAAAAGUCAAUAUGUAAAAAAUAAAUCAAGUUAUGAUGAUGAUAAUGAUGAUAUAACACAAA
Messenger RNA from Chelonus insularis, 3295 nucleotides. RefSeq names its product dopamine receptor 2-like (gene Dop1R2). The record is from RefSeq and is a predicted model, not a curated record. NCBI's taxonomy places the organism in Eukaryota, Metazoa, Arthropoda, Insecta, Hymenoptera, Braconidae. Gene Ontology annotation, molecular function: adrenergic receptor activity. Bases 788 to 2185 code for a protein of 465 amino acids. Gene Ontology annotation, cellular component: plasma membrane. The transcript is spliced from 8 exons. Gene Ontology annotation, biological process: adenylate cyclase-activating adrenergic receptor signaling pathway.